Molecule: messenger RNA, 330 nt
Organism: Dentiscutata heterogama
Lineage: Eukaryota; Fungi; Glomeromycota; Glomeromycetes; Diversisporales; Gigasporaceae
Source: the annotation of a GenBank genome assembly
CCCAAAAGAAAGCGUCUUGAUAUAAAACGUACUGGAUUAACAACAUUUGUACUUAUGUCGGUUCAUCAAGCUCAAACGAUGACCGAUAAUGAUCGGUCAAGACAACAGUUACAGACGGCAACAUAUUUAUAUGAUACGCAAUUAAAAGUGAACCCUGGAUUAUUUUUUGCCAAACUAGAAAAAAAUUAUUUAUUCCAGGAAAUUCACAUAAUUCACGCCGGUUUUCAUAUUGGAAUUAUUCUACAACGUGAAAGUAUUUUUAAUGUUUCAGAUCUAACUGUGAAUGAAAAAACUUGUAGAAUUAUGGAGUUUCUCCUGAAAUUCUUCAAG